Messenger RNA from Oncorhynchus masou masou (cherry salmon), 4357 nucleotides. RefSeq names its product calcium/calmodulin-dependent protein kinase type 1D-like. Bases 514 to 1785 code for a protein of 423 amino acids. The record is from RefSeq and is a predicted model, not a curated record. Gene Ontology annotation, molecular function: calcium/calmodulin-dependent protein kinase activity; calmodulin binding; ATP binding. The transcript is spliced from 11 exons. Gene Ontology annotation, cellular component: intracellular anatomical structure; cytoplasm. Lineage: Eukaryota; Metazoa; Chordata; Actinopteri; Salmoniformes; Salmonidae. Gene Ontology annotation, biological process: peptidyl-serine phosphorylation.
CAGCCACCCACUCCUUAUUGCUAUAACAACCAAAGGCGCGGUCAAGCAGGCAGCGUGACUCGAUAGAAUAGCGUUUCAAUUCAGACGGACACCGACCGACCCCUCCAACGGGAGUUAUCUUUCUGUCAAGUAAACAUAGCCGAAACGGAAUCCAGUGAGCUAUAGUUGUUUGUUGCAAAGCGAAUGAGACAGAAUAGCGAAGGAGCUCCCCGUCUGUUACGUGAAGAUUAGACUAGUGUUAUAACCUGUAGGUAGGCUGCUACUGGUGGUAGGGCUGUAGCCUACUGGAGAGUAGGACACCUUUGCUUUCGCAGCGCAGCGGUUGUAUGGAUGGGCUGAGUAAAGCAAGGUUUAAAACUAACUGGGCGACAAUCAGGAAGAAACCCUAUUCAGUCCUACUUUUUGUGUCGACUAGAGACGGGGCACCAUCCCCACUGAGUCUGCACGAGAAGGUGACAUUCUUUGUGAAGCGGUACCUCUAAUCUUCUCACGUCUGUCUUCCCCGGUGACGACAUGGCGAGUGAGAACGGACAGUCUGGGGGGGGAUCUUGGAAAAAGAAUGUCGAUGAUAUCAAGAAGGUAUUCGAGUUCAAAGAAGUCCUUGGAACUGGUGCAUUCUCAGAAGUGGUAAUGGCCAGGGAGAAGACCACAGGGAAGAUGGUUGCAGUGAAGUGUAUCCCUAAGAAAGCACUGAAGGGGAAGGAGACCAGCAUCGAGAACGAAAUCGCUGUGCUAAGGAAGAUAAAACAUGAGAACAUUGUGGCUUUGGAGGACAUCUAUGAGAGCCCCAACCACCUAUACCUCAUCAUGCAGUUGGUGUCUGGGGGUGAGUUGUUUGACCGCAUUGUAGAGAAGGGCUUCUACACAGAGAUGGAUGCCAGCAGACUCAUUAAACAGGUGCUGAAUGCUGUCAACUACCUCCACGACAUGGGCAUCGUACACAGAGACCUCAAGCCAGAGAACCUUCUCUACUACAACCCCCAUGAUGAGGCUAAGAUCAUGAUCAGUGACUUUGGUCUGUCUAAGAUGGAGGGGACAGGAGACGUGAUGGCUACAGCCUGUGGAACACCAGGAUAUGUGGCCCCAGAGGUUCUGGCUCAGAAGCCCUACAGCAAAGCAGUGGACUGCUGGUCUAUCGGAGUCAUCGCUUACAUUCUGUUGUGUGGCUACCCUCCGUUCUAUGAUGAAAAUGACUCCAAGCUCUUUGAGCAGAUCCUCAAGGCCGACUAUGAGUUUGAUGCACCUUAUUGGGAUGACAUAUCUGACUCAGCCAAACAGUUCAUCAGCUCUCUGAUGGAAAAGGAUCCAGAGAAGAGAUUCACCUGUGACCAGGCUCUAGCCCACCCCUGGAUUGCUGGGGACACGGCUCUCUGCAAGAACAUCCAUGAAUCAGUCAGUCGGCAGAUGAGGAAAAACUUUGCCAAAAGCAAAUGGAGGCAAGCGUUUAACGCCACAGCAGUGAUCCGUCAUAUGAGGCGUCUCCAGUUAGGCAGUAGUCUGGGCAGCAGCUUUGGAAGCAGUAUGAGUGUGGACCAACCAGGACAGAAUUCUAUGCCAGCCAAGAGCAUGUCUGUAGACUGUGCCUCCCUCUCACGCAGAGACGGUCCUCUACAACCUCUGUCCACUCUGCCUCCUCUGCCAUCCUCCCCUGCAGCCUGCAGCGCCCCCGUUAGCAUCGGAGUGGAACCACAUGUAGAACCAGAGGCGGUGGCACCAGAGGCAGUGGUGGAGGUGCCCCGGCCACGCCCCUCCACGGUCACCACCAUCCACACGGGGACUAAAUGACAUCAGGUUCCACGCGAGGUCAGCUGGGAGACCACAGAGCUUUGAGUCGGGAUUCCAUGAUUACAAUUCCGCCCCUCAGAAUUCCACAAUUCGUCUCUGUUCGUCUGCCCACCCCGCCCAUUCUCAGCUGCUGGGAUUGAGAACUUGAGGAGCUGUUCAAGGCUCCAUUUACCAUGGAUCAGCUCUCACCGCAGCCCCAGUGCAGCACUCUGAUGCCCGUACCCUCCACAGGAGGUGUAUGCAGUGAUGUGAAAUACAAUGAGGAGAACUGAUGGGAUUUCCUAUUCUGUCUAAUGUAUCUGUUCUACUCCGUACGUUCCUAUCUGAAACACUCUGCCUGCUAACGGGCCACAGGGCUGGUGGAGGAGAAGUAGAGGACCACUGACUGUCUCGCUCUGUCCUCCUGACCAGAGGGUGACCAGCGGAGUCAGUCUCCCAGUGCUUGAAUCGGGUCGGUACGGAGUCAACCUCAAAUGUUCACCUCCUUAUUGAAUAUUCACUCUAAACAUUGUAUAAUAUCAGCCAGUAGUUUAGAAAGUAGUGCCCCCCCCCCAGGCGCAUUUGUUAUUGUUUUUGUUUUUGUUUUGAGGAAAUUAGCUGUUGUUUUGAAGUAAUGUCUUUGUUGUCCUAAUAUCGCAGUUUCACCGCUAUGGAUCGCAGCUUCAAGAUCCUAUUCCAUUUCUUUAAAAUAUGGUACUGGUCUGGUACUGGUAUGGUACUGGUAUGGUACUGGUAUGGUACUGGUAUGGUACUGGUAUGGUACUGUAAAUAUGGUACCUGUAAUAUGAAAAUGACCACCUGAAAUCUUUUUCAUAGCACUGCCAUGUUGUAAGACUGUCCACCGAGAGACAAAAAGAAGACCUGUUUGUAUGGUGGUGUGAGGAGGCCACACUAUGGGAACUCACCAUGUUUUCAUUAUGAGUCUUAAUUAUUGAGCCUGCUGUAUCUCGGAGACUGUGAGACUGCUGUAACUCGGUGACUGUGAGACUGCUGUAACUUGGUGACUGUGAGACUGCUGUAUCUCGGUGACUGUGAGACUGCUGUAACUCGGUGACUGUGAGACUGCUGUAACUCGGUGACUGUGAGACUGCUGUAUCUCGGAGACUGUGAGACUGCUGUAACUCGGUGACUGUGAGACUGCUGUAACUCGGUGACUGUGAGACUGCUGUAUCUCGGAGACUGUGAGACUGCUGUAUCUCGGUGACUGUGAGACUGCUGUAACUCGGUGACUGUGAGACUGCUGUAUCUCGGUGACUGUGAGACUGCUGUAACUCGGUGACUGUGAGACUGCUGUAUCUCGGAGACUGUGAGACUGCUGUAACUCGGUGACUGUGAGACUGCUGUAACUCGGUGACUGUGAGACUGCUGUAUCUCGGAGACUGUGAGACUGCUGUAACUCGGUGACUGUGAGACUGCUGUAUCUCGGAGACUGUGAGCCUGCUGUAACUCGGUGACUGUGAGACUGCUGUAUCUCGGUGACUGUGAGACUGCUGUAUCUCGGAGACUGUGAGACUGCUGUAACUCGGUGACUGUGAGACUGCUGUAUCUCGGAGACUGUGAGCCUGCUGUAACUUGGAGACUGUGAGACUGCUGUAACUCUGUGAGACUGAGUGUUGGGCACAGAACACCCUCUAUGCCUUGUGUUUAACAUCACACAUGGAAACCGUUGAGUGUAGUUAGCGUUUCAACUGAAACAGAGCAUUCAAGGCUAAAAUAGUAAUUCCAUAUUAUUCUCAAUCAUAUUUCUAAUUGUUUUAAAUGCUUGAAUGUUUCUCUGCAGUUGUUGUUACGGUUGAGUACUUCACUGUUUCAUUGUUACCAACUGUAGGAAAGAGCUGUUGUAUAUUUGCUUUGUGUUUUCUGGAUAUAGAAUGUCAGUGGAAUAAAUAAAUAUCUAUCUGCAGAGUCAUGCACCCACACACAUCUGUGAAUGAAGUGCUUUAGUAGUGUGAGAUGAUGAAAUCUGUUUUGAUAUUACUGUAGUGACGGUUCUGAUUUGAUUGUACACUUUUCCUAAUGGAAAGGUAUGUAAUUGUCUUAUAUUUAAUGACAUUUGUAAGAACAGUACGUGUGUCACUAGACUUUUAUGUUGAAAUAUAUCAAUGGAAACAGAUGUUACGUUAAUAAGAUAAAGGUAUAGUUAUUGCUUUGUGGUUUAGUAUUUUAUGUUUAACGGAUUGAUUGCGAUGUAACUGUGAAGCCAUGCUUAGCAUAAGGAUGCAACGUAGGAACACAACGUUGUGACCAGUUCUCAGGGAAAUUCUUUGAGGAACAUUUGAGGACAUGAAACCCCAGUUAUGUUGAUGAUGAUGAUGAUGAUGAUGAUGAAGAGGAUACAUGUAUUGACUAAAGCACACGUUGCAUAUUAUUACGUGCCCUCAGGACAGUUGGGCCAUAAUUCAUAGCCUUGUGAGGGCAGUUUGAUAUAUCCCAUAGUUGGGGGUUUGUUUUAGAUUUGUAUAAUACAAGGCUAAGCAUGAAAGAAUGCAUAUAACUAUUACCACUGUACUGUAGUUUUAUUUAAACACUGAAAAUGACAAACUACGAAAUAAAGAUUGAAGUCAUUUGAUAA